UGUGAAUGAGUGAGUGUGAGGUUAUUAUCAGAGGUGCAGCAUGCACAGGUCCUAUCAGCCAUUAAAGCCCGUCACCAACCGCUACCUGCAGCAGCGAUGGGACCAGAACAACUACGAAAACCACCGCAGGAAGGUGAGCUCCGCCCUGCCAGUAGUGGACAACAAGGGCACGAGGACACCAGCUCACGUCCAGCUCAAACUCAAAAAACUACAGCUGCAGGAUGAGCGGCUGUCGACCAUCGACAGAGACAACCGCCUCCUGGCCUCCAGACUGGCCGACAUCGUUUGUUCUAAAGGCCUGGUGGACCAUCGGAACCAGUACCACCUGAGGAGUCUGAAUGCUGACAAGAGGAGGGAGGAGCUUCGACUGGUCAGCCGUCAGAAUCAGGCCAUCUACCAGCGAAUCACGUCUCGCCAGUCAGAGUACCGCCGCCAGCUGUGGUUGGAUGACUGGGAGAGGGCGGAGCGUCGGCGGGACGAGAUUUCCCGAUACUCCCGAGGGCUCGCAGAUAAUCAGUUUUCUUCACAACAAAAUGCACCAGAGAGUCAGAAAGCAGCGAGAACCACUUAUGAAAGAUUUAAGUGAGAUGCGAGGCGCCUGGAGGACUGAAUGAAUGCUGAAGUGGCUCUCACAGAUUAAAAAAAAAAGCCUUUGAGUAAUAAAUGCAGUGAAUCGAUCUACAACCAGAGUGCUCCUUCUCCGGCUGGAUGGUUGUGUGUCAGUGAUGCUGCACAUCGAGCUGGCUGUUAUCUCCGGAUGAACCCUGGAGCGGAGGACGUGUGAUCAGCGUUGUGCGCUUGUGUCCGCAGAGGUCGCACAGGAAGGUGAAGUUUGCAGCUGUGGAGGGCAGCGAGCCGUCGACGAGCUGCAGCAACACCGACACUGACAGGACCGACAGAGAAACCUGACUCACACCUGAACCUGCAGGCCGUCGGCUCUCCGUCAUCC
Molecule: messenger RNA, 949 nt
Organism: Siniperca chuatsi (mandarin fish)
Lineage: Eukaryota; Metazoa; Chordata; Actinopteri; Centrarchiformes; Sinipercidae
Exons: 5
Coding region: 41-586 (181 amino acids)
Source: RefSeq, a predicted model, not a curated record